This is a messenger RNA of Canis lupus familiaris (dog), 2256 nucleotides long. RefSeq names its product microfibril associated protein 1 (gene MFAP1). The transcript has 9 exons. Lineage: Eukaryota; Metazoa; Chordata; Mammalia; Carnivora; Canidae. The coding region runs from base 165 to 1484 and encodes 439 amino acids. Gene Ontology annotation, cellular component: U2-type spliceosomal complex. Gene Ontology annotation, biological process: mRNA splicing, via spliceosome. Gene Ontology annotation, molecular function: RNA binding. The record is from RefSeq and is a predicted model, not a curated record.
GUCGCAUAUUUCCGGUUUUUCUAUCUCAGACGUAGGUGGUGUUUCUAUCUGUUGCGCGGUCGUGCCCAGUGCUUCCAGAGGAGGUUUUUUUUUGUCGUUGACGUUGUUGCGGUUCACUGUUUGGAAUCACUGAAGUUUCGGGAAUCGCUGCGGCUGCCAUCAACAUGUCGGUCCCAAGCGCACUCAUGAAACAACCGCCCAUUCAGUCUACGGCAGGGGCCGUCCCGGUUCGCAAUGAGAAAGGUGAGAUUUCGAUGGAGAAAGUGAAGGUAAAACGUUAUGUGUCGGGAAAGAGGCCAGAUUAUGCCCCUAUGGAGUCCUCAGAUGAGGAGGAUGAAGAAUUUCAGUUCAUUAAGAAAGCCAAAGAACAAGAAGCAGAGCCUGAGGAACAAGAGGAGGAUUCAUCCAGCGACCCUCGACUGCGGCGUUUGCAGAACCGUAUUAGUGAAGAUGUGGAAGAGAGAUUGGCUCGACAUCGGAAAAUAGUAGAACCUGAAGUGGUAGGUGAAAGUGACUCAGAAGUAGAAGGAGAUGCAUGGCGCAUGGAACGAGAGGAUAGCAGUGAAGAAGAAGAGGAAGAAAUUGAUGAUGAGGAAAUAGAGAGGCGCCGUGGCAUGAUGCGUCAGCGAGCACAGGAGAGAAAAAAUGAAGAGAUGGAAGUCAUGGAGGUGGAAGAUGAGGGACGUUCUGGGGAGGAGUCAGAAUCAGAAUCUGAGUAUGAAGAGUACACAGACAGUGAAGAUGAGAUGGAGCCUCGCCUAAAACCUGUCUUCAUUCGAAAGAAGGACCGAGUAACAGUUCAAGAACGGGAGGCUGAAGCAUUAAAACAGAAGGAGCUGGAGCAGGAAGCAAAACGCAUGGCUGAGGAGAGGCGCAAGUACACACUCAAGAUUGUAGAAGAGGAGACCAAAAAAGAGCUGGAGGAGAACAAGCGGUCCUUGGCUGCACUGGAUGCUCUCAAUACUGAUGAUGAAAAUGAUGAGGAAGAAUAUGAGGCAUGGAAAGUUCGGGAGCUAAAGAGAAUCAAGAGAGACCGAGAAGAUCGAGAAGCGCUUGAGAAGGAGAAGGCAGAAAUUGAACGAAUGCGAAACCUGACUGAGGAAGAGAGGCGAGCUGAGCUUCGGGCAAAUGGCAAAGUCAUUACCAACAAAGCUGUUAAGGGCAAAUAUAAGUUCUUACAGAAGUAUUAUCACCGGGGUGCCUUCUUCAUGGAUGAGGAUGAAGAAGUAUACAAGAGAGAUUUCAGUGCACCUACCCUGGAGGAUCACUUCAACAAAACCAUUCUUCCCAAAGUCAUGCAGGUCAAGAACUUCGGGCGCUCUGGUCGUACCAAAUACACCCACCUUGUGGAUCAGGACACCACCUCUUUUGACUCAGCAUGGGGCCAAGAGAGUGCCCAGAACACAAAGUUCUUUAAACAAAAGGCAGCUGGAGUACGAGAUGUAUUUGAACGGCCAUCUGCCAAGAAGCGGAAAACUACUUAGAGUUCAACUAUUUAUUCUUCCAGCUGUGAGACAUAGGGAUGUCUCAGUAUCUGGUCUUUGAUUUGCUUUUACCAUUAUUUACAUGGCCCCUGUAUCCAGCUUGUUGGACCUACUGCCAUACUUGGGACACUGGGCAAUCCAGUCUUUGAAGGUGCUUAGUGAGGUUUGGACUUAUGCUGAGAAACCCACAGAAAAGCACUAUCCAGGUAGGAUCAGAGGCCCCCCACUUAAAACCAUUUCUGAGAAAUCGUAGGUUUCAUGACUGCUCUGCCUUCCCAAAUUCACUUGGGAUUAUUCAGGUUUCUUUUUCCAGCCUCUUAGCUUGGGUUAGAAACAUGGGCAUGUAAGUGAACAGCCCUACUUUAUAAUAAAUUUAAGCUCACCGAUACCUGUUUUUGCAUUUUUGGUUGGAGUCAGUUUUUCUAGGUGAACGUAUUUUUUUAUCUAUUUAUGUGUAUGUGUCAAAUUAAAGAAUUACACACCAAGGGCACCUGGGUGGCUCAGUAGGUUAAGUGUCCAACUCUUGGUUUCAGCUCAGGUUGUGAUCUUGUGGUCAGGAGGCUGAGCCCCAUUCUGUGGUCUGCUCGUAGUUGGCUUCAGAUUCUCUCUCCCUGUGCCCCUCCCUCCUGCUCGAGUGCACACACACUCUCCCUCUCUCAUAAAUAAAUAAUAUUAUUUAAAAAAUCAUAUACCAAGAGGUUUCUUACGCUACGGGGAAUAAAAUGUGCAGGCUGACAAGAAUCUACCUAUUAAAUAGAAGCAGAGAAUUGGA